Molecule: messenger RNA, 8712 nt
Organism: Perca fluviatilis (European perch)
Lineage: Eukaryota; Metazoa; Chordata; Actinopteri; Perciformes; Percidae
Gene: slc8a3
Product: solute carrier family 8 member 3
Exons: 8
Coding region: 1128-3905 (925 amino acids)
Biological process (GO): cell communication; sodium ion transmembrane transport; calcium ion import across plasma membrane
Cellular component (GO): postsynapse; sarcolemma; axon
Molecular function (GO): calcium:sodium antiporter activity
Source: RefSeq, a predicted model, not a curated record
UCUCUCAGCCGAUGGUGACGUAGUUGCGCGCCUAACUGAGCCUGUCUGUGUGUGACUUUUAAAGAAAAGAAAAAAAAAUCGGGUGCGAAGGGCUGUAGGGCGCAACCAUUUCACACCUCCACCGCGCGACAAAAGGCCUAAUAUUAAUACUAAUUAUCCGAGGGCGAGAAUUUAUAGGCUACAUAAAAAGCGCUCAUCUCCAGCAACCGUAAGCUCCAGAAACUGACUCGGCGCAGAGGAGACAAACCGUGGUCAUUCCGAUGGUGCGCCAAUUGGUCCCGCUGCCCGCCUGCCUGCCCGCCUGCCUGCCUGGGUAACUUCCAUAGCCUGCACAAAGCUGAGCGCCUUUCUAAUGUAACACAGGCGUUUAAUAUGAAUUGUAGUGUGUCGUUUCUGUAGAGAAGACAGCCGGGCAAGAGACAGCUUCCACGGCAGUGCCUAUACUACAGUAGGUAUAGCGGCAUCGUAGAAUCCCCUGCGCCGAGAGAGGGGGAGGAGGAGAGCGCUGAUUCACGGCUUGCAGGAGGAGGGAGAGCCGUGCGGACGGGGGGCUCUGAAGAUCCAUCUCUGAUCUUAAAAUACCGACCCCCCUCUCCUCUCCUCUCCUCCCCCCCAUCCCCAUCUUCCUCCUCCUCCUCCUCCCCCCCCCUCGUCAUUGACAGCUCUGCGACCCGGUCAAUCCGUCAGACAGGGGAGGAUCUGGGGAGGAGGGCGCCAAGGCGGGAGACAGCACGAAAGGCGAUCACCUCUGGCCGGUUUUGAUCCAAUCGCCGAUAUCUACCGAGCAGCGGGCUGCACGGGCACCUGCCUCUCCCUCUCCGUGCAUGAGGACGACACAGUGGCUUCACCGGGGGAUUUGUGGUGCGAGGAGCGCGCUUUUACUCAAGACGUCCAAGCAGCGAGAUUAUAGCCUACUGUGACUGCUGAUAGAGUGAUCUGACCGGCCAAACAACAACAAUAAUAAUAAUAAUAAUAAUAAAGGGAGGCGGAGAGGAGCUAUUUCGCGGUUUCUACACAAACUCCCCGGAAUACAAAUCCAGGUGGUGAAUAGAGAAAAGUCACAGCCCAGUGCUGGAUCCCAGGGGGACUGUCAGCGUGGUAAGGACCCUUGAGACGAAGGAGGGUGCAUGGAGGGUUCAAGGCCUGUAAAGCCAGGGUCGUCGGCCUGCCUCUGGUUGGGGCUGGUCUCUGUGGCUGUAGCCUUCCUUUGUACAGAGGCCCGGACCACUCCGAGCCCUCUGCUAACCCCUAGCAAUGCAACCUGCUCGGGAAACUCCAAGUGUCAUGCAGGGAUCAUCCUGCCCAUCUGGUAUCCCGAGGAUCCCUCCAUGGGAGACAAGAUCGCACGGGUCAUUGUGUAUUUUGUGGCCAUGAUCUACAUGUUUCUCGGAGUGUCCAUCAUUGCCGACCGCUUCAUGGCGGCCAUCGAGGUCAUCACCUCCCAGGAGAAGGAACUUGUCAUCAAAAGGCCCAAUGGGGAAACAACCACCACCACAAUUCGGGUGUGGAAUGAAACGGUCUCGAACCUCACCCUCAUGGCCUUGGGCUCGUCCGCCCCUGAGAUUAUGCUCUCUGUAAUUGAGAUUUGUGGACAUGGGUUCAAAUCUGGUGAGCUUGGGCCAGCCACAAUUGUCGGCAGUGCAGCCUUCAAUAUGUUUGUCAUCAUUGGCCUCUGUGUGUCUGUCAUUCCCCAAGGAGAGGUACGCAAGAUCAAACACCUCCGAGUGUUCUUUGUCACUGCAGGCUGGAGCAUCUUUGCUUACAUCUGGCUCUACAUGAUUCUGGCUGUGUUUUCUCCCAACGUAGUCCAGGUCUGGGAGGGUCUACUCACACUGGCCUUCUUCCCCAUAUGCGUACUCCUUGCAUGGGUAGCGGACAGACGACUGCUCUUCUACAAGUUCAUGCACAAGAAGUAUCGCACCGACAAACACAGGGGCGUCAUCAUUGAGACGGAGGCAGAACGCUCCAAGGGGAUUGAGAUGGACGGCAAGAUGGUCAACUCUCACUUCAUGGAUGGAGGGGCGGCAAGCAAUCUCAUUGGUCUGAUCGAGAGCAAAGAGGUUGACGAGUCCCGGCGCGACAUGAUCCGCAUCUUGAAAGACCUGAAGCAGAAGCACCCCGAGAAAGAGAUGGAUCAGCUGGUUGAGAUGGCCAACUACUACGCUCUCUCCCACCAGCAAAAGAGCCGUGCCUUCUACCGCAUUCAAGCUACACGCAUGAUGACAGGCGCGGGGAACAUCCUGAAGAAGCACGUCGCCGAGCAGGCGAAGAAGAGCAUCAGCGUGCAGGAGGUGCACGUGGAGGAGCCAGAAGAGUACGUGUCUCGAAUUGCGUUUGAGCCUGCCGUCUACCAGUGCCUCGAGAACUGUGGCGCCGCCAUUCUGUCCAUCACCAGAAAGGGUGGCGACAUCAACAAGACCAUUUAUGUGGAUUAUAAGACGGAGGACGGCUCGGCCAACGCCGGGGCCGACUACGAGUUCUCAGAGGGUACAGUAGUGUUCAAACCAGGAGAGAUGAUCAAGGAAAUCAACAUUGGCAUCAUAGACGACGACAUCUUUGAAGAGGACGAGCACUUUUUUGUGCGGCUCUGUAAUCUGCGUGUCCUGGAGACGGAGGACGAGGUGCUGUCCCCCAACAGUCUCCCAUACCCAAAGGCCAUGCUGGGCUUCCCCACCGUGGCCACCGUGACCAUUCUGGAUGACGAUCAUUCGGGCAUCUUCACCUUUGAGAGCAGCUCGGUGCACAUCAGUGAGAGCAUUGGUAUUAUGGAAGUGAAAGUGAUAAGGACUUCUGGAGCAAGGGGGACGGUCGUCGUGCCUUAUCGCACCAUGGAGGGACUCGCCAAAGGAGGAGGGGAGGACUUUGAAGACACCUACGGAGAGCUUGAGUUCAAAAACGACGAGACCUGCAAACUUGUUCACGUGAAAAUUAUUGACGACGAGGAGUAUGAGAAAAACAAGAACUUCUUCCUGGAGCUGGCCGAGCCUCGCAUGGUAGACAUGAGCCUGCAGAAAGCCCUGUUGUUAGCUGACGAUGUACCAGACAGGAAGAUGACAUCAGACGAGGAGGAAGCCAGGCGGAUCGCAGAGAUGGGAAAACCUGUGCUGGGGGAACACUCCAAGCUGGAAGUCAUUAUUGAGGAAUCAUACGAGUUUAAGAGCACAGUGGACAAGCUGAUCAAGAAGACCAACCUGGCACUGGUGGUGGGAACCAACUCCUGGAGAGACCAGUUCAUGGAGGCCAUUACAGUCAGUGCAGAUGAGGAUGAAGAUGACACAGGGGAAGAACGGCUGCCGUCCUGUUUCGACUACGUCAUGCACUUCCUCACCGUCUUCUGGAAGGUCCUGUUUGCUUGCGUUCCUCCCACAGACUACCUGAACGGCUGGGCCUGUUUCUUCAUCUCCAUCAUCAUCAUCGGCCUGCUCACGGCCGUCAUCGGUGACCUGGCGUCUCACUUCGGCUGCACCAUCGGCCUCAAGGACUCGGUCACCGCUGUGGUGUUUGUGGCACUCGGCACAUCUGUUCCAGACACCUUCGCCAGUAAGGUAUCGGCAGUCCAGGACACCUAUGCAGACGCCUCUAUAGGGAAUGUGACCGGCAGCAACGCCGUCAACGUCUUUCUGGGAAUCGGCUUGGCCUGGUCGGUGGCGGCCAUCUACUGGCACAUGAAAGGGAAGCCGUUUGUGGUGGAAGCCGGCUCGCUGGCCUUCUCUGUCACUCUCUUCACCAUCUUCGCCUUCCUGGCCGUCUCGGUGCUGCUCUACCGGCGCCGGGCCCACAUCGGAGGAGAACUGGGCGGGCCCCGGGGACACAGACUGGCCACGUCAGCCUUCCUUUUCGGCCUCUGGUUCCUCUACAUUCUCUUCUGCAGUCUGGAGGCCUACUGUCAUAUAGAGGGCUUUUAAAGAGAAAAGACUUCAGCGAGGGAGAACACAAACACACAGGGGUUUAAAGUACAACUUCAGAGGUAAAAGCGUGAAUUCUCACUGUGGAAUUUGGGUCAGUCUUGGUUUCAUGGUAUGAAAGGACAGGAGAGGUAGACCCAGGGUUUUCCCAGACACCUCCCUUUCUUUCUCUCUCUCUCUCUUUCUCUCUCACUCUCUCUCUCGCUCUCUCUCUCCCUCCCUCAACCCCUUCUGUAAGGACGCUUGGAGGUGAGUAUCCUGCCCUCUAGUGCCGACAGGCCUGUUCGCCCCCCAGUAACAGGAGAGCCAUCCUGAGCCUGUGCCAGUGUGCUUACAGUUGGGAUUGGGUUACCACCGAGUCCAGAAGAGGCCGAUGCCGGGGCGCUCCUGCAUUCUACUGGAAGAGACUGCAGUCUUAUAUCCGGAGAGAGUUGAGUUAAUCAGAGGUCUAUAUUUUUCUCAACAUCUGACGAGAAUGACUUUUUUAAAUAAUGUAUUUUGGGGAUAAAAAUGCCAAAAAUUAAUAAAACAAAAAAAAGUUACAAAAAACACACACACACACACACACACACACACACACACACACACACACACAAAGAGGAUUAAAAGAACUAUUUUCUGAUCUAGGUUAAGGAAUAACAAAAGAUAAUAUCGUAAAUGGGAAUAUUUUGUUGAGUGACAGUGGGAUGGAUUCAUAGUAUUUAUUUUUAAUUUGCGUAGUUUCCUAAGGAGCACUGCAGAGUUCUCAGAAAUCACACAAUGAAGAAGAAGAAGAAGAAGAAGAAGAAGAAGAAGAAGAAGAAGAAGAAGAAGAAGAAGAAGAAGAAGAAGAACAGGAACGACAGUGACAGUUCAUACUGGCAGACAAAUCACCAUUCAAACAGGCGAGGAGGAAGAGGUGGACACAGGGAACAUGGUCAAACUGCCCUGAACAUUACUUCCAAACUCUAUAAGUAUCUAUAUAUAUAAUAUAUUUCCAUAUUUUCUGUAUAUUUUGAAUAUUUGUUUAAAUGUGGUCACCUUCUGCUCUAACAGAGGAUUGCUGUGGCUAAGCGGGAGGGGAGGGGGGGUCAAACUAUCUACUAGAACGAUGUCUUCACAUUUCUAAGAGUUAUGUAUCUUGCCUAGGUAAAAGUAUGACAUUGUACUUUAUUUAUUUACUGAUAUCUUGGUCUCACUCCAGUUUUCACCUUUUCAAUCAGAAAUCAGAAAAAAAAACGUGUUGCUGCAGAGGUAAAUUCAGAGGUAUUUUUGUACUGUUCUUCCGCACUUUGCUGUAUAGUUCUAUUUAUGGAGACUUCUACUUGUACAUGUGCAAAAGGCCAAUAUUAAAGGUGUCACUAUGGACUGAACAGAGUGCCUGUGGAGGGAGAGGCGUUUGCUGCAGCUUCCCACACUGACGAGCUCUUUGCUCAGCUGAACAACUGAAGAGUUUCUUCCUAAAAUGGUGCGUAACCAUUUUUAAAGCUGCAUUAUUAGAUUUGUGGCCACUUGGAGGAAGCAGUACGAGCUGAAAACACAACCGUUGCCAUAUUAUAACCUUACAGAAAGCCCUGAUGCCGCUAGCUGCUAGCUGCUAGCUGCCGUUCCACUAGCACAAAAUUGAGGGUUUCUUUCAUCUGUAUUAUAUGAAAAAGUGAAUCAUGUUCCUGGGUUCCACUUUUUUCAUCUACUGAGUUCAAGCCUUCACGAUUUUAACAAAAUGAAACAAUUAAUUUGGUAGCAUAUAAAAAGCUAUUGCUCCUCCAAACAUGUACCAUUGCAUUAUUAUUAGCUUUAGCAUUAUCCUAACUUUCUGCCAUGGAAAAAGUAGGUUAAAUACCACUAAAUGCAGAAAUAUUAAAUAAACAAUGGUAUUACAUUGUUGUUUUUUUUAAAUCCAGUCUCUGUCUUGAGAAACAGAACACAACAUAGGCCUACUGAUGAGCUAGGUCAUGUUCCAGUGCUAAAACUACACAUAUUAAUAUGAUUCUGAAGCAGGUUUUCUAACUUAUGGAACAAAAUCCAGGAGUUUUACUGUCACUUCAGCUAUGUAUAAAGUUGGUGAAUGUGUUAGCAAACCGCUGCUUAUUUACACUUCCAGUAGACCUGGAGCAGCGUUAGCGUUAAUUCUAGUCGUGUGUUUGAACACCUGAUGAAUAUAGUCUAAUAUUCACUCCUGUUUAAGCUCUGUUUUGUUCUCCAACUACUCCUGGGGGAAAUAUCUGGCUCUUUAGCUGCUAAAUACUCACACGUUGUUCACAAGCUAGAUGCUAACUCCUAGAGUGGAGUUAGCUAGCAUUGCUAAACACUUUAUUAUUUUUUAUACUUUAUCUGAGGGGAACUGCAGAGUUGGGGUUUGUAAGUGAUUGUGAGUGACAACUCUCACAUUAUACACAUAAUUUCAUCUAUUACAAAUAUGAAUUACUGGUAAUGCAGCUUUAACAAAGUAUCAUUCUUUUCUUGACAUUACAGAAAAUCAAGGUGAUUUCGAUAUUUCUAGCUGUUUUGUUGGCAGUGCUUUAUAAAAUGACUCAUAAAUCACACAAACUUUGAGUUUUGGUCAUUAUGUAAAGACCAAUGUCAGUGUUGCUCAUUUCGGAUUGAAACUCUUCAGUGAAGAAGCAGGUGUGGGUGUCAGAGCAGCAGAUAGCUCUUGGUUGAAUGGAAAGUAUAGCCUGAUAUUGAUACUGAAUGCUGUUUAACACAUGACUGGUGCUUCAUUUUUAAAAACUAGAGAAGAAAAAAAAAACUAAAUACACAUUUGAAACUCCCAAGAAGCAGAAGAAAAUAUGUUUAUUACUUAAUUUGCAUAAAAGUGUAUGCUAGUAUAUAAGCAGUCAAUUCUUGGCUAAUUUAAAAAAAAAUCACCCAAGAGAUUACCAAAGAGGUGGGGUGCAUCUGUUUAAAAAGAAAAAAAAAAGAAAAGAAAAUGAAAAUGAAAAGUAAAUAAAGAGUGACAGUUAAGUGGCAUUGACACUGUAUUUCCACAAGGGGGAUGUCAAUCUCCAGUCCCUGUGGUCAUCCUUUCUUCUACUUCUCUCCUCAUCCACUUCCUCCUCCUCCUCCUCCUCCUCCUCCUCAGUGUUCUUCCUCUGUGGUGAGCAGUGUUGUAAAUAUGUCUCGUGGCUGAAUCGGAUGCUUUCCCAUGGCCCUGGACCACACCUGCUCACCCCACUCCGUCUCUAUCUCUCUUUCAUACAAACACACACACAUUCAGAGUAGAGACGAUGGGUCCACUGCUGCACAAGAGGGAGGACAGUUAGGGAGGACUGUCCCAUUCAGAGGCAACACAAAACCCACAUUAUGUACAUAAUUUUCAGCGUAUGUUUACAUAGACACAGUAUAGGUGUCCUUGGGGGGGGGGGGGAAGCGUCAACACAACUCUAACAUCUCAUCUACAGUACAGGUUACCUGCAGUCGCUUCAUCUGAUCCAGAAGUGUGAAGUUUGUAUUGUUUUAUUUUUGGGGGGGGAUCUCACUUUGUCACCCUUUCUCUUGUUCAAAUCCUGCAACAGGAAAUAUGUUCAGUCUUGAGUUCAGCAGGUAUUCAUGAUGUCAAAGGAAUUGCCAGCGUUCUUAUUUAUCUUUGCCUUUAGUGGCAAUUUGUAUCGCUCAUUUGGUUGUAUUGUCGAUUUUUAUCCGCCGGGGAUGUGUUGAGCUGAACGUCGGCCAGUGUGUGUGUGUGUGUGUGUGUGUUUGUGUGUGCUGUGCAUGUUGCCAGGCUGUGCGUCCUCUUCGCGCUCGUGUGCACAGGCGGGGGUUGAGUUCUUCCUCACAAGGGCAUGACUCUAGAUUGGUUCUGUCAUUUUUGUCUUACAAAUACGAGUGUUAGUUCUGUAAAAGAUGAAAGCUAUUUAUCAUACACCUCUCAAGGCACCAGUCUUCUUUUUUUUUUUUUCCUCAGCCUGAGGGAUAGAAGGGGAAUAUCACCGUACAGGAAUUGGACUUGUGGUUGAUGAAGUUGUGAGACACAGAGGAAAGCUUCAUUGAUUAGGUGAAUACUGUUAACUUUUUGUGUGUAACGGAAAAAGGGGCACAUUUUAAUGGAUGGGUAUGUUUUUCCUGGCCUGCAAUGAGAUGUCAAAAUAAAAAAAAAAGCAAAUUUCCAAAGCUGACGGUGUUUUAAAACCAACCCCCGUUUUGUUCUUUUAAAAGCAGCUUUCUGGUUCAGAAGCAAGCAGCGGUUGCACUGACUUAAAUCAAGCCUGAUUAUGUGUCUUUGAAUCCGACUAUGUAUCAUAUCGUCACUGUCACCGAGUUAACUUUUCAGGAAUGAAGAAAAAGCAGACCUGUAGAUUAUAGUUUUGAAAGGUUUCCAAAAAAAAUUUAAAAAAAUCUCCAACAUUGAUGUUAUUAGGGUUUUCACUAAACAAUACUACUGUGUGUACUGUGUUGCAUCAUCAGUUCAUGCUACUUUUUCAAUAUGGCGCUGUGAAAAAGCACAAGUGUGUCGUCCCACACUGGACACAUGGAGGUGUGGAUUUCUUUUCAUGAUACACAGUUCUAGGCAUUGAUGAAAUGAACGAUGUUUAUUUGGAACAGUUUCCUUUUCCCAUCCAAUCCAGACGCCAAGUAAAGGGAUUAUUUUGUACAUUCAAAAUGUUAUCAGCUUGCACAUACUUUUACUCUCGGACACCAGUCCUCUGUCUAGUAUCUCAAAUCUUUAUAUCAAUGAUCUCCACGUCUGUUGGUUGCACUUCACUGCAUAUUUGCAACAAUAUCUAGCAAAGCCUCCUGGUUGUGUUAAGCCAGACCUCAUUUUGUCUGCCGCGGGUGGUUGGUUAUGUGGGUUUUUCAUAAUUCUAUUAAAGUUGCCAAGAGUGAG